Miscanthus lutarioriparius is the source of this 984-nucleotide messenger RNA. The record is from the annotation of a GenBank genome assembly. Lineage: Eukaryota; Viridiplantae; Streptophyta; Magnoliopsida; Poales; Poaceae.
AUGCGGGAUCUGGAGGACCUCCUCUCCAAGCUCAACCCCAUGGCCGAGGAGUUCGUCCCGCCCUCCCUCGCCUCCCCCGUCGCCAUCCCCGCCGGCGCCGGGCCCGGGCCGGGGCCCCUCACGCCCGCGCCGCUCUCACCCGCCGCCUACGGCUUCUACCCGGCCAACGCUGGCUUCGCGGUCGCCUCGCCGGCGGGCCACCGUGGCGUCGUCGGCUUCCCGGCCGUCGCCGACGCCGCUCACGCCGGACGCGGCAGGAAGAAGGGCGGAGCCGGUGGAGGUUUCGGCGGCCACGCCCACCCCGGCAGGCGGCGGACCAACAGCCGCACCAGCAUGGCGCAGCGCGAUGAGGUCAUCCGCCGCACCGUAUACGUCUCCGACAUCGAUCAUCAGGUUACUGAAGAAAACCUGGCAGCACUAUUUAUAAAUUGCGGACAGGUUGUGGACUGUCGCAUGUGUGGGGACCCAAAUUCAGUCCUUCGGUUUGCUUUCAUAGAGUUCACUGAUGAGGAGGGUGCAAGGGCUGCUCUGAAUCUGUCAGGAACUGUACUUGGAUAUUAUCCUGUCAGGGUUCUGCCAUCUAAAACUGCCAUUGCACCAGUCAACCCAACAUUCCUACCCAGGUCUGAUGACGAACGUGAAAUGUGUGCAAGGACUAUUUACUGCACAAACAUUGACAGGAAGGUCACUCAGGCAGAUCUGAAAUUAUUCUUUGAGUCUAUAUGUGGAGAGGUCUUUCGACUGAGGUUGCUUGGUGACUACCAUCAUUCUACUCGCAUCGCUUUUGUGGAAUUUGUGAUGGCUGAAAGUGCUACUGCUGCGCUCAACUGCAGUGGUGUGAUACUGGGAUCCUUGCCAAUAAGUGAUAUAGAGGAGCUGGGAGGUGAGCCCGUCGAAGACUCCCGUGCGUCCCCGCUCGCCUCGCCAGCUGAUGCACUAGAUAUCGUAGGUACAGGAGGUGCUGAUGGCAUUGCUUAUAUAUAA